CUCUCUCCCCUCUCUCUCUCUCCUCCCUUCUCGCUCUCAUUCCCUCGUUCCGUCUCUCUGUUUCUUUCUCUCGCGGGGACAGCGAGUGACGGAUGGAGGGAGUGCGGAGAGAGAGAGAGAGAGGAGGUGGAGGGGUGGAAGGAUUCGGGGUGAGAUUUGGAUAUGGCCGGACUGAUUUUCUCCCCACCCCUGCGCCCAACCCCCCACCCCUCCAACACCCUCCCCCCACCUCACCCAGCAGAGACCCUGCACAAACCCAAAUUAUACCUGGACCAGACGAGCGGCGUCUACUGCCGAGGGGACACGGUGACCAUCUCCUGUUCGGCCGGGAAGGGGGGUCCCCCUGGACGCCGGACCUUCGAGCUGUACCGGGAGGAGCCCCAGGGGGCGCCAGUCGCCAGGGUGACAGCGAGGAGGGCAGACUUCCGGCUCAACGCCACGGAGCGGCUGGUCAACUACAGGUGCCGCUACGGGAUCCGGGGAGAGGAGCGCGAGGGGGAGUGGAGGUGGUCCCCCUUCAGCGACGCCGUCCGGGUCUUCGUCACCGAUCCCACCGUGAUUCCGGAGCUGAGGAAGGACAGGCCGGUGGGGGUCUACGCGACCGGGGAGAGCGUCCGGUUGACGUGCCGCGGUUCCGGAGGGAACGGCCGCUUCAGGCUUUACCGAGGGCCCGAGGAGGAGGAGGAGGAGGAGGAGGCCGCUCUGGAGAGCCCCCGGUGGUACCGAGGGGACUCUUACACCUUCGAGGUGGGGGGCCUAGCCCAGCUGGGCACCCAGUGGUACAGCUGCUCCUACUGGCGCUGGGUAUCAGGCCGAGAGAUCUACUCACUACGGAGUGGGCCCGUCCCUGUCACUCUCAUCG
Messenger RNA from Chiloscyllium plagiosum (whitespotted bambooshark), 862 nucleotides. The record is from RefSeq and is a predicted model, not a curated record. NCBI's taxonomy places the organism in Eukaryota, Metazoa, Chordata, Chondrichthyes, Orectolobiformes, Hemiscylliidae.